Nematocida parisii ERTm1 is the source of this 2562-nucleotide messenger RNA. RefSeq lists its product as uncharacterized. Lineage: Eukaryota; Fungi; Microsporidia. The record is from RefSeq and is a predicted model, not a curated record. The transcript has a single exon. The coding region runs from base 1 to 2256 and encodes 751 amino acids.
AUGCGUGGAAUACUAGAAAGAAAACACCUUAAUAUUACAUUAAAUAGAAAGACAGAAAGAAGUAAAAUAUACACAAAUUGCACCGUACACUGCAUGCUAAUUCUUAUAACGUUUCUACUACAUAUUUUAUGUGAAGAGAAAUCUUGGAUAGAAGAAGUUCAAGAUUUUAGAGACUAUGAGAUAGAUAGCUAUGCUGGCGGGAGGGUGAAAAUAAAUCCAGAUGGACUGCUAAACCCAGUGAGGUCCUAUAUACACAAUAUGUGCAUACACUUUGGAAGAAAAAGAACACUAUCAACUGAAUUGGCUUUAGAAACCGACCCGAACGAUGGUAUGAAUAUAUGGAAAAGGGUAGUGUAUAGUAUUUUAAAAAAAAGAAAAAAGCUAAGAUAUAUUGUGCGUACGAAUUUACCAUACACUGGGGAUUUGUUAGAGUAUAUGCAAGAUUAUAAUAACGUGCUUCUCCAGGCAUUUUAUUUAGAUAGUGAAUACAUAUCAGUACAAACUAAAAAUACCAAUUCAAUUUAUAUGCUUCUUAAAAACAAUAUGCACGACGGCACAGAUCUUAAGAUUCUUGGUUCUCUGCUGCUCCUAUCAGAGGGGCUUGAUGUUCCUUUAGUAUUUUUUAAAGAUAAUAUAGAUGGAGCUUUUCUUGUUUUAAAAAAAGUAAAAGAAAACGCCAAGGACAAUCAUUUUCAAAUUAAAGUAAAUAUCCUGGAUGGGACUGAUACAAACAAAAAAACAACUCCCGCCAAGGACAUUUCAUUGGAGCAAACCCAGAUGUUUACUAUAAUCAACUUCUUUAUCAAACACAGGGCGAAUCCUGUUAUAGAACAAUUUGGGUUUGUAGAACCAACAUCAUAUGAUGAAUACAUAACAGGAGAAUUUAUGAACUCACCAGGAUUUCUUAUUCAAUUCUAUUUAUACAACUAUAUACGCACGCUAGAUAAAAAAAAAGAGUUUAUUAAAACAGUCCACGAUCUAUUGUGUGAAUAUCUGCCAGAUAAGGAAAAUCAGGAAAUGACAAGCCCAGAAAAGACCGCACAAAAAGUAUUUAACAAGUUCUUUGUGCGUUUGGAUAAAGCAGAAGAAGGGGAAAGCGGUAUAACCCGAAGUUUGGCUGCAGAUAAUAGAUGGGAUGAAAUUGAAAAUAUGUAUUCAAUAUUAAUAGGGAUACGCUUAAUUAAAAGUAGCGAAACCGUGGAUGAGUUAGAAAAGAAAAAUAUUUAUGCAAAAAAAAGUGCAUUCUUUUUGAAAGAAGACUCUUCUUUUAUAUAUAUACUUCUUAAGGAUUUUAUUUCGUGGGUUUUUAAAAUACUUUUAGAUAAAGGCGACGAAUCCCCUACAGAUAGUCUAAUUAAAGAUAGAUUUUCUGUUAAUAGCAAAGAGUACAAGUCUAUAAUAGGCAUUGUUGGGUAUGAACAGAUUCGAGCACUAAACAGUCGUAGUGAUUUAAUUAUAUCUCUACUAGUGCGCGCAAUGCACUUAAAUGUUGACAAAAAUCACUCUCUGGUGCGCAUAAUUAACAAUAUAGUUCAAGUUGGUAUGAUAUCCCCCAAAAAAACAUUAUCUGUCGAACUGGUUGCAUUGCAUAUUGUCCACCAUGCUACAGACUACUUUCCAGAUAUAAAGCGGGUUGACAAGGUUAUUUCUGGAUCUAAUAAAAAAGAAAGAAUACACAUAGGGAAAAUAGCAGAUAUGUUCGUAUAUUUAGCAAAAUCGAAUGCACUGCAUGCCCUAUCCCGCCUUAUAAUAUCCUACAUGCAUGUAAGAAGAAAAACAAAAAUAUUGCUUCUUUCCACUUUAAUAACACGACACACAACAGCAGAAGAGAGACAGAGUUUACUAUGUUGUUUAACCCAAAACGGCAGAACUCUUCAAUAUAUUAAACAUAUUGUAAAUAUUGCACAGAAGGAAAAAAAUACUGCAGGUGCUAGUCUACAGGCACUGGAUGUAAAGGAGAUUCUUCUAGUUCUCUUGGACAUAGCUAUCCUAAAUAACCAGAUUCAUGAAAGGAUUAUACCAGAACUUAUUGAAAUGUAUACCAAAAGUGCGAUAUUAAAAUCAACUGAGACUAUUAAUAAAGAAAGCGAAAGUUCUAGUGUGGAUUUUUUAGAGGAUACAAUAUGCGCGCUAUCUAAAAUACAAGAAAACGGGGUUAAAAAUAAAGAUUGGAAGGAGAUGGUUAAUUUUCUAAGUAGCGAGUGCAAAAAAAGAAAAGAGAAUAUGUCUCGCUCUUUACCAUAUAUGAUGAUAUGACACUACUACUGGCGCGAAGAUUCUUCAAAACAAAGGCCGGGUUGUAGAGCAGCAAAUUAGGCUUUAAAUAUUUAAGCAGCGCGCUUUUUGGCAAACUGAAAAGGACUCAUAGAAGAACUGAAAAGACACUUUAACUAAAUAACAAGCACAGCAAGCGCUCUGCCGAGACUUUGUGAUCACGCACGUCUAGACAAUCUAAUAGUCAUAAUAAAUAGCACUUUUCAGAAAUACUCUAUCUAUUUCUGGCUAUAAUAACUAGGAGGCAAUAUCGCAUUCUCCUAAGAACAUCGAAAUAUUAAUAAACUG